GAAACUUUUGAGACUUUUAAUAAUUGUAAUAAAGCUAUUUUUUAAUCAAAUUGUAUAAUUCUUUAUUACAACAUAGCAUGGGAAGUAUGAGAACGUAUUGGGCGCUAUCACGACUCAAUUGACCAAGUGUUUACCCACUUUUGGCACCGACGUUCACCAAGCGUACUCACGAGAAACAUCUUAGGAAACCAAGUAAAAGUUUGCUAGAAUGGUUUUCUUCAAGAAAGGAUAUACAAAACCGCUUCUUAUCCAGAGAAGAUUAUACAGUCAAACUCAACAGCCGUCUCCACACAUAAUGUUUUACAAAAACUACGCAAGACCUUUAGGGAAGGUUAUGUUGUUCGCUUUGACUACAUAUUACGGUCUUGAUCUUCUCUGGUGGAAAAUGAAUUCAAAGGAGGAGGAAGCUGAAAAAAAAGCGGAAUUGGAAACGUUGGCAGCCAGUUUAAAAUAGCGGUAUAAUCUUUCAUUACACGUACGAACUAAUGAACUAUCCAAUUUUUAUAUGCACGUCUUGAUGCAGCUUCGGG
Molecule: messenger RNA, 530 nt
Organism: Schizosaccharomyces octosporus yFS286
Lineage: Eukaryota; Fungi; Ascomycota; Schizosaccharomycetes; Schizosaccharomycetales; Schizosaccharomycetaceae
Exons: 3
Coding region: 209-454 (81 amino acids)
Source: RefSeq, a predicted model, not a curated record